Molecule: messenger RNA, 3060 nt
Organism: Athene cunicularia (burrowing owl)
Lineage: Eukaryota; Metazoa; Chordata; Aves; Strigiformes; Strigidae
Gene: FARS2
Product: phenylalanyl-tRNA synthetase 2, mitochondrial
Exons: 8
Coding region: 190-1551 (453 amino acids)
Biological process (GO): phenylalanyl-tRNA aminoacylation
Cellular component (GO): cytoplasm; mitochondrion
Molecular function (GO): ATP binding; phenylalanine-tRNA ligase activity; tRNA binding
Source: RefSeq, a predicted model, not a curated record
GGGUCGGCAGCGAACGGCCCGGGCGCUGUCGGGGUGGGCAAGUCCCAAGGAACGGGAAGGGGAACACUGCGUUCGAAUAAACUGCCAGUCCCUGAAGAGAAGAAACAAAGCACUGACUACAGCUAACAGGCAAAGGAAGCAGACCUGAGAAAAGAUUAUUUCUGCUUGCAGAUCAUAAACGAGUUUGCAAUGGCAAUGCUCUGGAAAUUCAUGAGAGUAGCUAAGUAUUCUAAAACAGCUUUAUCACCAAAAGUGAAGGUAAGAGGAAUUCCCACCCAUUCAAGGUAUUCUUCAUCCAAGACUGUACCUUCAGAUUUUUCUGCCAACACACCCUGCUCAAAUACUGUGGAACUGUUUGGUAAAGCUUAUCCUCAAGAUGACUACAGCAAUGUCACAGAGAAGAUUCUUUCCAAGGUCGGGAAGAACUUGCACAACACAAAGCAUCACCCUUUGUGGCUAAUCAAGGAGCAGGUGAAGGACCACUUUUACAAACAAUAUAUAGGACGCCGUGGGACUCCCCUGUUUUCUGUCUAUGAUGGUCUUUCUCCAGUGGUUACAGUACAGCAGAAUUUUGAUAGUUUGCUUAUCCCACAAAACCAUGCCAGCAGAAGGAAAGAGGAUAACUACUAUUUGAAUCGUGAUCACAUGCUAAGAGCACAUACAUCAGCUCAUCAGUGGGACUUGAUACACUCUGGCCUAGAUGCCUUUCUGGCAGUGGGAGAUGUCUACCGCCGUGAUACAAUUGAUAACACCCACUACCCAGUCUUCCAUCAGAUGGAAGGAGUUCGGCUCUUCUCCUGUCAUGAGUUGUUCUCAAGCAUUAAAGAUGGCGAAGGCUUACAGUUGUUUGAGCAAGGUCAUCGCACUGCUCACAAGCAAGAGUGUCACACCAUGGAGGCAGUGAGGCUGGUGGAGUUCAACCUGAAGCAAGUGCUCACAAAGCUCAUGACUCACAUCUUUGGUGAUGGACUGCAAGUCAGAUGGGUAGACUGCUACUUCCCGUUUACUCACCCUUCCUUUGAGAUGGAGAUCAACUUCCAGGGAGAAUGGAUGGAGGUCCUGGGCUGUGGGGUCAUGGAGCAACAGCUAGUUAACUCAGCUGGUGCUCAAGAUAAAAUUGGCUGGGCAUUUGGCUUGGGUUUGGAGAGGUUGGCCAUGAUCCUGUAUGAUAUCCCAGACAUCCGACUGUUCUGGAGUGAAGAUGAACGCUUCCUGAAACAGUUUAUUGUGCCUCACAUUUGGCAAAAAAUAGAAUUCCAGCCACUCAGCAGAUACCCACCUUUGAUCAAUGACAUCUCCUUUUGGCUGCCUUCUGAGACCUACUCUAAGAAUGAUUUCUAUGAUUUGGCUCGAACCGUUGGUGGAGACCUGAUAGAAAAGGUUGUCCUAGUGGAUGAAUAUACCCAUCCAAAGACAAAGAAAGUCAGCCAUUGCUACCGUAUCAUUUACCGCCAUCCGGAGAGGACUUUAACACAGGAUGAGGUGCAUCGCAUCCAUCAAGCUAUUGAAGAAUCAGCAGUUCAAGAACUUGGGGUUGAGGGCAGGUUCUAGCAUCGCUGGUCUGAAGCUCUAAUGACAGUUGCUUUUUCCUUUUUAUUUUCCCCUUCUCUUUUUUUGUUUCAAGGUUGGGGGUUACAAGUAAAGAGAGGGGGGUUACGACUGAACCUAGCACAUGGAAAACAAUUGAUAAAUGGGGAAGUGGCAAAACUACCAGGUAAUAAACAUUACUACUGAAAAAUCAUUGACAAAGCGCUGGCGCUUUAUUUUAAGAAAUGAGGAAACAGCAAUAACGUAAGAUUCCCCUCCUGUUACAAUAAGAAAUACACUGCCUGGUGGUUUUCUGUGUUGUUAAUUGGUCCCUGGGUUCCAUUAAACUGUAAAUACUUGGCAUUAUUUCUGUGUUGACAGGAUCUUCUCUCCGUGUAACGAGUGAAGCAAAUCAGAGACACAGAUUAGCUCAGGGAAGAAAUACCCAUCCCUCCCUCUUUUUUUAAAUAAGAAAUGUCAGGUUUUGCUUCAAGAAACCUUCCAAGAAGUUGGCUCUCUUAUCUGGCUAAUGUUGUCAUCUGCUACAGAGGAGCCAGUGUGGCUCUGGGGCCAGGCUUGGCUGUCUUCAAAUGCCAGGUCAUUGGUGGGUCUUUGCUGUUGGAUUCCCCUGAUCCCACAGAGCUGAGCAGAGCUGCUUAGCAAGGCGCUCCAAGCUGUACCAUCUGCCCCAGGUGAGGAGCUCCCUUGUCUCAGUUCUCCACACGUAGGUACCAGUGCAAGAUAAGUCUGUUCCCCUGUCACCAGCAAGGAAUUGAUAUCACACAGGGCAGGAUGUCAGAAAAAAGAAACUCUUCCCUACAAUGCCCUGAAAAGCAGCUGCCUUGAUCUCUCACAGUAUCUUACUUUCCACCAGCAGUGUCUGCUCAGAAAUUUGACCUUUAAGGCAGGAAACCAAACUAAAAUGGGAUCUCCUACUAUUUCAGGCACCAGUCGCUUUACAGGAUGCUUGGCUUUUUCAUUGCAGGUUAUAAUAGAUAAAUUCUGGCAGUGGUAUGAUGCUAGGACCUGUAGAAGUGUUCAAAUGGUCUGAUAAAUACUUGAUGAGCCAUUGCAGAUGCUGAUAUGGAAUAUGGGACCUGUUUUUCCUUGUAAUGGUAUUUCAUACAGUCUUGCAGGUCACAUCUGGUUGCUGUGCAGGCAACAUUCCUUACUUCAGGGAAGAAGGCAGUAAAAGCACUGCAAUAAACAGCAUCUAACACUGAUUUAUACCUUAUCAAGAAACAUCUGUGCAGCAGGCUUGUACUUAACCAUAAGAAGCCAGUUACUAUUGCAGAUGUGACAGAAGCAGAAAGCUCAUUUUAAUUUCAUUACUCAACAUAUUUAGCUGUGUAAACAAAUCCUAAUCUAAAUCACUGUUGUGUUAUCCAAAUAACUUGAUUAUGAAAACAAUGUGCUAGACUUUCUACAAGGCAAAAAGAAUGGGUGCCAUUUACGCAUCAGAAAAACCUACUUGGUUAUUUUUAAACCAUGAUUUACUAAGAUCCAUAAAUAAAGCCUAGUCCAUUUGAUGUU